Molecule: messenger RNA, 1407 nt
Organism: Scheffersomyces coipomensis
Lineage: Eukaryota; Fungi; Ascomycota; Pichiomycetes; Serinales; Debaryomycetaceae
Exons: 1
Coding region: 1-1407 (468 amino acids)
Source: RefSeq, a predicted model, not a curated record
AUGAGUAUUGAUCAACCUGAGAAUGUUAAUUCAACGUCUCUAGAUCAAGUAGAUGGUGUAUUCAACGGUGUAGAAUAUGAUUCAUCUCCUAUAAUACGAACACCUCCAGAGUAUCCUGAGGCUAUACUACAACAAACCGAUAAAGCCAAUCGAUUGUAUUCAUCAUUCCAAAGUCAUAAUAAGCAAUUCGUCACAUCAAAUAAGAGUUCAAGUAACUUGAUGGUGCGAUGGAAUGAUUCAUUUAUAGAUUCUACUCAACGAUUAAUUGUUGAUUCUUGGACAGGUGCAGAUCAAAAGGGUAUGCAAAAGACCAGUAAAACCAUAUCAAAAGCCAAUUCAUUGUUUUCUUGGUCAUCGACAGAUGCAUAUAUAGCUGAGAGGAAAAGACAAUUAAAGUUAUCUCGUUCCCUUAAACUGAAGAGCAAUGACAAUAAGACUGAUGAAGUUAACCAUCUUAAAGUAGAAAAAGAAUCGGAAGAAACAUCUGAAGAUGUAAAGAGGAAAAAGGAGUUAAAGAAACUACAUAUUAAAGUUCUGAGUACAUCAACUACUAAUAAAUUAAGUAGAAUAGUUGAAAAUGAGUCAAAUAAAUUCAUUCAUGCUCGAAUACAGAUGAUAAAGGCUCAUCAUAGUGAACAAAUAAAUCAAGAAAUUCAUGAUAGAAAGAAGAGAGACCACGAAACUUAUUUGAGGAAAUUGAAAAUGAAAGAGGCUGAAUAUGAAAGAGAAUUACUAGAAGCUACCUUGAAUAGAGAGAAACAUAGUUUCUUCAGUACAUUAUUUGGAUUCAACGCAACUACAUCAAAGGGUGACUCUGAUGCUCAACUGAGAACAUCAAUAGAUAGUGAAACCAGUGUGGCUACUUCAACUAAUCAAACAAGCGUUAAUUCCAAAAACAAACGAUUCUCAUUUUUGCCAGUAGUAUCAAUAUGGGGUCUGCAAGGUUCGUCAAAUGGUAAAAUAAGAAGCAAUGAUUCAUUAACAGUAAAGAAAGAGAGUAAGCCAGAUCAUAUUCCAGGGUCAAAUGGAGGUUCACCCUCACGUCCCACAACCCCUAAAAUUGUUAUAAGUGAAGCAGGUGCACCAGAUGCGGUUGAGUCUACCCCACAAACCCAAGUUGAUGAGGUUCUUUUUGAGGAUGAAGAAGGUCUGGAAGAUGAGGAAUUUUCUGAAUUUGCAUCUACUCCACCUCCCACUAAUUCAAGGUUGGCCUCUCCAGUGAAACAAGAUUCGCCAAAGUCAGGGCAGAGUCCGAAUAGUUAUAAAUUUAUGAGCAUUGAUGAUACCAUCACGGCUCCCACUAGCAAAAUUAAUACAGAUCUUGUCGAUUUUUUUGAUUCCACCUCUGUUAAAAAGCAAAAUACUACUAAUAAUGAUAUUAACGACGACAAUUUAGUUAAUUUAUAG